Molecule: messenger RNA, 2874 nt
Organism: Cricetulus griseus (Chinese hamster)
Lineage: Eukaryota; Metazoa; Chordata; Mammalia; Rodentia; Cricetidae
Source: RefSeq, a predicted model, not a curated record
GGCUUGUGUGGGCGUGGCUCGGCUGCUCCUGGCCCGGGCUCUAGGGGCGGAAGGUCGUGGCGCCGGCCGUCCGGCUGGAAGAAGCCUCCGAGCUUGCAGAUCCAGGCACCGCCCGAGAUGCGGACCCCGAGGCCGUAUGCCCAGACAUCCCCCAGGCUGCCCACAUAGAAAACGCAGACUGAGCUGGAAGGCCGUGUGUUUUUCCACUCCGUAUCUGUGCCAAGCAGAGUAGCUAGAACAAGGAGGGACGAGACUCUCUUCCCGUCAACAGGCACUGGAGUGGCCAGCCCUUUGCAACUGAAGCAAGUAGAGGGCUGUCUGGUCUGGCCCCAAGGGGCUGAUGGCAGGCAGAUGGCUGGAUCUGCGCUGGGCGCCUGGCUUCCUCUGUGUGCCUCUGAUAAUGGAGACAGCAUCUGGGGCCAGAGACCCAUCCAUGAAGGCCCAUGAGUACAUCCAGUUUUCAGCCCAAGGUGUCAACGGGACUGCCAUGGCAGAUUGCCGAGCCGUGUGUGGCCUGAACACUUCUGACCGCUGCGAUUUUGUCAGGAUGAAUCCCGACUGCCACAGUGAGGGAGGCUACCUGGACUACCUCGAGGGCAUCUUCUGCCACUUUCCCCCCAACCUCCUCCCUCUGGCCAUCACCCUUUAUGUUUUCUGGCUACUUUACCUCUUUCUGAUCCUGGGAGUCACCGCAGCAAAGUUCUUCUGCCCUAACUUGUCAGCCAUCUCCACCAAUCUCAAGCUCUCCCACAAUGUGGCAGGUGUCACCUUCUUGGCCUUUGGGAACGGAGCCCCAGAUAUCUUCAGCGCCCUAGUGGCUUUCUCAGACCCACGCACUGCUGGCCUGGCCAUUGGGGCUCUGUUCGGUGCAGGGGUGCUGGUCACCACUGUAGUGGCCGGAGGCAUCACCAUCCUGAACCCCUUCAUGGCUGCCUCCAGGCCUUUCCUCAGGGACAUCGCUUUCUACAUGGCAGCUGUAUUCCUAACUUUCACUGCACUCUAUCUCCGGCGGAUCACGCUGGCGUGGGCACUGGGUUACCUGGGCCUCUAUGUGUUCUAUGUGGUCACAGUCAUCCUCUGUACUUGGGUCUACCAACGGCAACGUAGCAUGUCUCUGGUCCACUCCAUGCCUGAGACACCAGAGAUACUGUCUGAUUCUGAAGAGGAUCAGGUGUCUUCCAACACCAACAGCUAUGACUAUGGAGAUGAAUACCGGCCUCUGUUGCUGGGUCAGGAGACCACUGCCCAGAUCCUGAUCCAAGCCCUGAAUCCCUUGGACUACAGGAAGUGGAGGACCCAGUCAAUGUCCUGUAGGCUCCUGAAGGUGGCCAAGUUGCCUGUGGAGUUCUUGCUGCUGCUCACAGUACCCGUCGUGGAUCCUGACAAGGACGAUCGGAAUUGGAAGCGGCCACUCAACUGUCUGCAGCUGGUCAUCAGCCCCCUGGUCCUGGUCCUGACCCUGCAGUCGGGGGUCUAUGGCAUCUAUGAGAUUGGUGGCCUCCUUCCUGUCUGGGCUGUGGUGGUGAUCGUGGGCACAGCUCUGGCCUCAGUGACCUUCUUUGCCACAUCUAACAGAGAGCCCCCUAGACUUCACUGGCUCUUUGCCUUCUUGGGCUUCCUGACCAGUGCCUUGUGGAUCAAUGCAGCUGCCACCGAGGUGGUGAACAUCUUGAGGUCCCUGGGCGUGGUCUUCCGUCUGAGCAACACUGUACUAGGGCUCACCCUCCUGGCCUGGGGGAACAGCAUUGGAGAUGCUUUCUCAGAUUUCACGCUGGCCCGCCAGGGCUACCCUCGGAUGGCAUUCUCUGCCUGUUUCGGUGGCAUCAUUUUCAAUAUCCUGGUGGGUGUCGGGCUAGGUUGCUUGCUGCAGAUUGCCCGGAACCACGCCACAGAGGUGAAGCUGGAGCCAGAUGGACUGCUGGUGUGGGUGCUGGCCAGCGCCCUGGGACUCAGCCUAGUCUUCUCACUGGUGUCCGUGCCGCUUCAGUGUUUCCAACUCAGCAAGACCUAUGGUCUCUGCCUGCUCCUCUUCUACGUCACUUUCCUUAUUGUGGUCCUACUCACAGAAUUUGGGGUGAUUCACUUGAAGAGGGUCUGACUGAAGCUGCUUGGCCUGGUGGUUUAGGGGUGACUCCCCUGGCCUCCUGAUGGGAGAACUGGAGGGGGGCCCUCUGCAGUUCCUGUGUAGCUCCCAAAAGGGUGGUCUAUUAUUGCCAGAGCAGAGAGCUCCUCAUGGAUAACAAGGUCCUGAAUGCUGGCACCCAGCAGCUUUAGUCUGGGGAUUUGGAGGCUGGCUUUGCUGGGGACCACCCCAGGUGGAAAGGAUGGGCCAGUGGGGAGGACAGCCUGUUGGCUCCCAUCACUGCUAGGCUUUGGGCAGCAGCCCUGUGCCUCCUCCUUAGGCCCUCCCACAGUCCACAGUGUCAGCUGAGUCCCGCACCAGUGUUGGCUGAACAGACCCAGCAUGUUGUUUCUCAGCUUCUCAUGUAGUGUUACAGUCAAAGGAAACAGGUCAUGUUAACCGUUGUACAUGGUACUGAGCCACAUGGUUCAAAACCACCUGGCCCCUACCCUGCCCGACAAGUGACUGCUACAUUGGACCAUGGAUCCAGACUCUUCUAGAACUUUGUGUUCGGAAUUCUGGCUCCCCAGUCUACAAAACAGGAGCCAGCCUGGGCCCUGUGUGCCUACCUCAAGGGGAGCCAGGGGGAGUGCCCCCCUCCACAGGGGCUUCUUGCAAGUGGUGUGACCAGCCUUUUAAAGAUGCCACUCACUCCCUGACUGCUUUCAGCUGUAACUGAGAAACUUGAUUGUUGGUUUUUAGUCCCCAUCCCCUCCCCCCCAAAAAUAAAAAGACGAGCUAUUUUACUCAUA